CGCAGUCUCCCAGGAGCCAUCCCCAGGCAGCCCCUGGACCCGGAAGGGGGCAGGAACAGAUAGCAAUCUCAGCAUCCAGGAGAUUCACCAUGACCAGGGCCUUGAAAGAGGCUCUUCUACAGCACUUUAUACAUCAGAAGCUGGAGAUUGCUUAUGCCAUAAACAAGCCAUUUCCCUUCUUCGAAGGCCUCCGAGACAACUUCUUCAUCACCGAGAGCCUGUACCAGGAAUCUCUGGAAGCCUGUAGAAAUCUGGUCCCUUUAUCCAGGGUCGUGUACAACAUCCUCACUCAACUGGAGAAUACGUUUAGUCUGUCAUUUCUGGAGUUGUUGUUCAGCCGAAUAAACCUGAGUGAAUACCCCAACUUGAUGACGACUCUCAAGAGCUUCAAAAGGGUUGUCAUUUCCAACGGAGGGUGGAGCAGAAUCACAACGAUUCCUCUCGAAGCCGCAGCCAACCCAGCAGGAAGGAGCUCCCCCUGGGCACUGCUGCCGCUGCCCACCUGCCAACACCCCCCACUGGGCCUCCCGCCCUGCUCACCCAGUGUCAGCAAGCCCGGAGCACCUGCCCAGCCCAGCGCUGAGAUCCUGCACGAGCAGCCCAGCCCUGCUGGCCUCACCGUGGCUCUCCCCGGAAUCAUCCAGGAAGGAAGGCUCACUCCAGUGUCCAGUGACAACCUGAUUCCCCAAAUAAAAGAUAAAGAAGACACUCAAGAGAUGUCCUGUGCUGCAUCAGGCCCCGUACCAGUGAUAAGAGACGAUGCUCCUGAACCAAGUGACCCAAAGGAGCUCCAGGAGGCAUCCAGGGCACCUCCCAGCAAGAAAGGAAAGAAGAGAAAAAGAAAUAUCUGGUUAACCUCAAAGAAGAGACGCCAGAAGAAAAGCCUCCCGAGAGGGGCAGCCUUACCUGGGCAUGGAACCCAAAAGACACUCCAAGUGGCAGAGCAGGUGACUCACAGGGAGGAUGACUCAACCAGGAACACAAAGGUCACGACAAGAGCAAAAAAGAGAAGGACAGAAUGUGCCCAAACGCCUGCACCAGAGGAGGUCAGUGAUGGCACUUCAGAGAUGAAUGAAGGAAAGAGACCCCAGGAGCCACCCAGCACACCACCAAGACUCACCCACGGUAAAGAUCCCAUGGAUAAGGGAAGCAAACUGCCUUUGGGAAAAUCUCCUGGGGAAAAACGAAGGAAGAGAAAAAUACAUAGCUGGUCAAGUUCAAAAAAAAGACAGAAAAAAAGUCUCCCAAGAGGGUCAGCCUUACCUGGACGCAGAACCCAAGAGAUGCUCCAAGGGGUGGACCAGGUGACUGAAAGGAAGGACGGCUCAACCAGAAGUUCGAAGGUCAUGACACAGGCCCAGAAAGCAAGGGCUGAACGUGCCCAAAAGCCUGCACCAGAGAAAAAGAAAAGGAUAAAAGAUGUCCGUUCAAGUGCAAAAACAAGUUGUCAGAGAAAUAUUCGCAUUAAGGGAAAACCCAAAGAUGAAGCUCUGGAUUUUCACUCUCCUAAACUUCCUGUGACCUGUGGUGAGGCAAAGGGGAUUUUAUAUAAGGAGAAAAUGAAACAAGGCUCCUCAGAGAAGUGUAUUCAGAACGAGAAGGGACUUUGGUUCACACCAAGAGAAUUUGAAAUUGAAGGGAAACGCAAACAAUCAAAGAACUGGAAGCGGAGUGUGCUUUGCAGAGGAAAGACCCUAGAACACCUGCUGGAGAAAGGACUUUUGCUCUGUCCUCCAAGAAGAAGUCUCAAGAGAGAGGAGGUGGGCCAAAAAAGAUCUUGCUGUGGUUUAUGUCAAAGAGUGUUAGCAAGCAUCAUACUCAAUGGUGAAAAAUUGAAAGCAUUUCCACUAAGAUCAGGAACAAGACAAGGAUGUCCACUCUCACCACUCUUAUUCAACAUAGUUUUGGAAGUCCUAGCCAUGGCAAUCAGAGAAGAAAAGGAAAUAAAAGGAAUCCAAAUUGGAAAAGAAGAAGUAAAACUGUCACUCUUUGUAGAUGACAUGAUACAAUACAUAGAAAAUCCUAAAGAUGCCACCAGAAAACUACUAGAACUAAUCAAUGAAUUUGGUAAGGUUGCAGGAUACAAAAUUAAUGCACAGAAAUCUCUGGCAUUCCUAUACACCAACAACGAAAAUUCAGAACAGAAAUUAAGGAAACAAUCCAUUUACCAUCGCAACAAAAAGAAUAAAAUACCUAGGAAUAAACCUGCCUGAGGAGACUAGAGACUCGUACUCAGAAAACACUGAUGAAAGAAAUCAAAGAUGACAUAAACAGAUGGAGAAAUAUACCAUGUUCUUGGGUUGGAAGAAUCAAUAUUGUGAAAGUGACUAUACUACCCAAAGCAAUCUACAGAUUCAGUGUAAUCCCUAUCAAACUACCAAUGGCAUUCUUCAUAGAAUUAGAACAAAAAAUUUUACAAUUCGUAUGGAAACACAAAAGACCCCAAAUAGCCAAAGCAAUCUUAAGAAAGAAAACCGAAGUUGGAGGCAUCAGGCUCCCCAACUUCAAACUAUACCACAAAGCUACAGUAAUUAAGACAGUAUGGUACUGGCACAAAAACAGAAAUAUAGAUCAAUGGUACAGGAUAAAAUGCCCAGAGAUAAACCCACGCACAUAUAGUCACCUAAUUUACAACAAAGGAGGCAAGAACAUACAAUGGAGAAAAGACAGCCUCUUCAGUAAGUGGUGCUGGGAAAACUGGACAGCUACAUGUAAAAGAAUGAAAUUAGAACACUCCCUAACACCAUACAUAAAAAUAAACUCCAAAUGGAUUAAAGAUCUAAAUGUAAGACCAGACACUAUAAAACUCUUAGAGGAAAACAUAGGGAAAACACUCUACUGCUUUUUGAAUCAGUUCCACUUUUAUAUUUUUCUCAGAAGUCAUCU
Balaenoptera ricei (Rice's whale) is the source of this 2886-nucleotide messenger RNA. It is a transcript of the gene SP110, whose product is annotated as SP110 nuclear body protein. The transcript has 17 exons. Gene Ontology annotation, biological process: regulation of transcription by RNA polymerase II. The coding region runs from base 90 to 2213 and encodes 707 amino acids. NCBI's taxonomy places the organism in Eukaryota, Metazoa, Chordata, Mammalia, Artiodactyla, Balaenopteridae. The record is from RefSeq and is a predicted model, not a curated record. Gene Ontology annotation, molecular function: protein binding; DNA-binding transcription factor activity, RNA polymerase II-specific; DNA binding. Gene Ontology annotation, cellular component: nucleus.